UUCAAUAAGUUUUGUUAAUUUUGUUUAUAGAAAUCCCGAAAAAAAAAGACUAAAUAAGAAAAAAGUAUAUUGAAGUGCAACGAAAAGAUUUAAAUGUGCUAAAAACAAUCAUAAACAAAAAAAAAACAUAUUAAACAAAAAGUAUUAUUUAUAAUUUAUUGUAAAAUAAGUACAAAAGUGCAAUGGCGGCCAUAACUCAACAGCAGCAACAACAGCAACACUCACAACAACACCAACACAGCAUACAAUUGCUACAUACAGCAGCAACUAAUCACAUGCCGCACGGCUUGGGGCUGCUGACCACUGUGGCCUCAUUGCCGCCUAAAUAUCGCAGUCGUUACCUGAACAUAAAAACCAAAUGCGAAAUACCUUUGGAUUUGUCAGUAAAACCUAACUCACCGGAAAUAGCCAAUGAUGUGCCAAUCGCAACCACAUUCACAGAAGUCUACACAGAACCAAGCAGUGAGCCAGAAACACAGUUAAGCGAAGAAGUCGUAGAAAUGGCGGAACAAACCCAAACACAAACACAAACAAAAACAAGGGUCACAGAAUUAAGCAGUAACAGCAGCAGCAGCAGCAGUAGCAGCAGCAUCAGUAGCAACAGUUACAGUAGUCAAGAAAAUGAAAAGCCGAUAACACCACCACUUACACCCACCCCCAACUCCGCAAUUAAACGAAAAUAUGACGCCGUUUGCAUUGACAAUGAGGAACAUAUUAUUAUGGACAAGUAUACGAAUCCGCUUAAAAUGUCAAAAUCUGUAGCUCAUCCCACCAUCAAGAGGGAGAGUACACCUACAAAACCCAUCAAAGCCACAGAAUCUGCACCACGAACUACAAAAAUGCAGCCAGCGGUUACCAAGAGUACCACCAAAAAUAAAGCAACUCGUAAACUGAAAUUCGACGAGGAGACCAGCUCUCCAGUUUCUGGUACCAUUAUACGACCGCUGGAAGACAUAACAGAUGGCACAGUGCAGUAUAGUAAUGGUGACAUCGAUCCACGUUAUAACAUCGUCGAAAUCACCGAAGAGACUAAAGCUGAAUUAGCGGCUAUUAAGAAUGUAAUAGGUGAUUAUAUAUGUAAAUUGUGCAGGCUCAAAUUUGACGAUGCUUUUGGAUUGGCUCGUCAUCGUUGCGCCUGCAUAGUGUUGCUCGAAUAUCGCUGUCCCGAAUGUGGUAAACAAUUCAAUUGUCCCGCAAAUUUGGCUUCACAUCGACGCUGGCACAAACCGAAAAAAGAAGCGAACGGCACAGCUUCCAAAAAGGAGAAUCGCAAUACAACAGAAGGAGCUCCGAAACAGAAGGAAAAUAGAGAUGUAGGUCAGAAAGGCGAGGAGCUACCGUUUGCUUGUAGUGAGUGUGGUAAAUGCUUCAAAAGGCAGGCAUAUUUGCGCAAGCAUCAACUGACUCAUGCGAAGAAAUCAACUUCGGUCACGUCAACAGCCAAGAGUAAUGUAGAAUUCGCACCGGUUGCAUUUGGCCAAGGUAUACUAAGUAAAUCCGAAACUUUUGUCGCAAGUAGCUAUCACUCAUAUGAUGGAUCUUCAGCCUCCAGUUUACACUCAUACAAUGGCACAAACGAGGAUGAAGGCGUGGUGCACAACAAUGUUGUCAGCAGCUACGAGUACGAUGCUGACUCCUUGUCAGAUUGCAGCAAUAGCUCAGCAGGUUACGGUCGUCUGCAGAUUGUCGAGUCGGGCUUAACUGAGGAAGAGAAUAUUGCGGCGGCUGCCUUGACAAAUCUGCGUAACUGCACGUCGGUGAUUCAGCACACAACGCUGGCGCAUUGAUUGAUGAUGUCGAGUGAGUAAACAAAUGUGUGAGUUUAUCAAAUGCGCUUAGCGUAUCUAAGGUGGGUUCGGUUGACGGGUUGUUGUGUGUUGCUGACACUGCAAUUCGCAGGGGUUGCAGGUAGUGAGUAGUGAGUAGUGAGUACUGCUAUUGUAAUUAGAUUUUAUUGUUAGGGUGGAAGUGUUUUUGUUUACUUUACUUAUUUGAUUUUUUGUUUGUUUGGUUCUAGUUCUUACUUCGAAUGUUAAUUUAAGCUCGUAGUACUACAGCUAAAAUACCAAAGAUAAGAUACGUGAAUUAUUUGUUAGAGUCCAGGCACCCCAAAUAAUAAUUUUAGUGUGUUAAGGUUGCUUUUAAGUUUGCUGUUAGGUUAUUUAUAAAAUUUAUUAUAAGUUUUGUUUUAAACGCUAGUCGAAAUCGUACAAAUCUAGUCAUAUUUGUUAAUAUUUAGUUGCUAGUCACGUUUUGGGCACUAUCAGCUUCGAGGAUCUCAUACGCCAGAAAUAUGUAGUCAAGUAAUUUUGUGCAUGCUCAUAAAUAGCUGGAUUGUUCCAGAAGAAAGAGCAGCUCUUAGUAUAUUUCAUUCAUAGUUAAGAAAAUCUAAGUUGAAUUUUAAGUAAAAAUAGAAAACAAAAUUCAGGCAAAUUAGUGCAGUAAUAAAUUUAGUUUAGUUUGUAGUCAUCGAAGGUUUCUCUGAGAUGUUUCCAAAAGAUGAGUGUGAACUCUAGUCAUUCUAUAGAUAAGUUCAAAAAGCUUAACCAUUGCGGUUCAGCUACUAUUUAAUCUCAAUUUAGUUCUUUAGUUUUGUAGCUAAAUAAGUUUAGUUCUAAUUAAGCUACGUUUAAGACAUAAACCAGCGUUUCACUACCAGAAAUCAAGCCACAAAGUACAAUAAGUAUUUAGUUUUAUAAUAAAGCCUUUACAUUACAUAAACAUGUAUAAUAUUAACUUGCAAUUGAAAAUGUAAAAAUCUCAAAAUGC
This is a messenger RNA of Teleopsis dalmanni, 2769 nucleotides long. RefSeq names its product protein sister of odd and bowel (gene nerfin-1). The record is from RefSeq and is a predicted model, not a curated record. Gene Ontology annotation, molecular function: RNA polymerase II cis-regulatory region sequence-specific DNA binding; DNA-binding transcription repressor activity, RNA polymerase II-specific. Gene Ontology annotation, biological process: regulation of cell cycle process; neuron differentiation; negative regulation of transcription by RNA polymerase II. Lineage: Eukaryota; Metazoa; Arthropoda; Insecta; Diptera; Diopsidae. Gene Ontology annotation, cellular component: transcription repressor complex; nucleus. The transcript has a single exon. Bases 183 to 1787 code for a protein of 534 amino acids.